CUAGAAUUAAUUAUUAUUAUAAUAAAAGAAUUGGCCGGUGUUCGUUUCAGUUUCCUGUUCUGCUUGCAUACUCAUUAAGACAAUAUCUAUGGAUAACUAUGUGUAUGUCUGCUACAACUGCUGCCAAAGAUCAAAUACGCCAAUGUUUACCAUGCCAUUCUAAUGAAACAUAAAAUGGACUCAUGUCCAACCAAUGGCUCCGUUUUAACAUCAGAUUCCAUUAACAAUUUAGAAAUAAAGCUAGAGGAGAUUGAUGGCGGAUUGAUAGAGCAAAAAUAUAAAAAUGAUUUUCAAGUCAAAAGUAGUUUGUGGAAAAAAAGUCAGGAAAAUUCAUUUCAGUCUGCUUCAGGAGAAAAAGAUGAAUCUUCCCAAAACAGAAAUAUCUUCAAAAACUUAAAAGACAUUUUAGAAGACAAUGCUAAUCCUGCUCACAAUAAUAGCUUGGAAGAAAAUUUGAUAAAUUCUAUGAGGCCAGACAGCAAAGCAGUUGUGGAUGAUUUAAUUCAGAAAAUAAGUCAGUUGUCGAUUAUUCAAAAAAUGUUGCUGUACCUUAAAUUGCCCUCCCCUAGUGAAGAUCCUGAUCGGCUCGACCCCCUCCGCAGACCCUUGAACCCUCUUGGAAACCGGCAGGAAAUUAGUCAGGCUUUGGCGUACAUUAGAACUCAUUUUCAGCCUGAUCCUGAAGUUUCACUUCCCAAAAAAGAAGUCUACAAUGAAUAUGUGUCUUUCUGUUCGAGCCAGAGCAUGAAACCAUUGUCAACAGCUGAUUUUGGGAAAGCUAUGAAGCAAGUGUAUCCUGUUGUUAGACCACGAAGAUUAGGUGAACGGGGAAACUCCCGUUACUGCUAUUCUGGUUUGUGCAACAGGAAUGAACUGGAAAAGCCAAGAACUCCAGCUACUGCCCUGGCUAGAGAUGCUGUGUCGAGGAAGAUUUGUAUUUGGGCGUCAAAAAUCUUGAAUAUCGAAGUUAACAACUUAACACAACUCAGCACCAUGGUGUCUUCUGAGUUAACAGGAGAUGAUACUGGGGAAAAAUUGCAUAUUGAGGUCCCUUCAGUGAUUGGAGGGAAGAAAAGGAAAAUUAAGUCGGAGAUUGCUCAAAGCGAAAAAUCAAGAACAUGUAAGCAAAGCAAAACCAAUGAUCAACUUAUCAAGGGGCUGAGAACUAACUGUUUAAAGCCCUUAGUUGGAACCUCAAGUGCUCAAAGCCUCAUAGGCAAAGCAGAGGCCGUUGCUAUUGCAGGGCCGAGCAAUAUCUGUGAUAACAUUAACCAAAAGCAGAUUGAUGUUGAACUGUUAAAAAUGAAACCUUUAGCUAUUAAUAAUCUCGAUCUCAAACCUGAAAAGAGUACAAACUUAGGCAGAAAGAAAAGUACUGACAACAACAAACGAUCUUCUGUGAAACGAUCACAAAGGGGGAAGAAGAAAAGUGUUGAAGCGUCGUCAACUGGCAAGAAUAACACAAUCUCCAUGAAGGAAAACAAGUGUACCUUUUAUAUUGAAAAUGUCUUUACCAUAGCUUCAAUUGAAGACGAUCCCAUAAUAGAACCACAGACUGAUUUAGAAGGAAGUUCUAAUUUAUCUGGUGAUUUCUCUAAAAGUGAUGUUGCACUUGGUGAAAAGAAAAAUUUGGGUUUUCAUUCCAAUAAUAUUAAAGUUCUUACAGAUACUUGCAAGAAGUAUAAAUGUGAUCAAAGUGAUGAUUAUAAUGACUUAGGAUAUCUGACAUCUACAACAGAGAGCUUAGCUCACUACUUACAAGACGAGGGAAACUCUCAGGAACCCGAGGAAGAAUUACUUAAAUAUUUUAAAGACCCGAUAAAGUCUGUGUCAAGUAGUUACAACAUGAAAGACACUUGCCAGCUAAGGUUAGUGCUUGGACAAAAUGUGCAAGAAGACACUGAUUUGAUGUGUGAUGGACAACUUUCAGAAAGAGAUACUGGAUUCUGCGAGCAAAACUCGAUAGAAAUAAAAGAGGACGAUAUCAGUUUGAAAAACCACCUUACAUCAUCACCUCAAGAGUCCCCUCUUAAGUCAUUUAUACCCACACUUCAUAGCAGUGCCGCCAAAAGAAGAGUCAGUUUUGAAAACAUUCCAGAUUCAUUCCCUCAAAGCCCGAGUACAUGUAUUAAAAAUUUUAGUUUUACUCCAAUAUCCCCCAGGCCAGCUACUGUAUCUAAAUCGACUGUUAAUAUCAACCCUUUUGUUUUUCCCCGUGAAACUGUUUUUCGAGGUAAGCUCUCUACAGCCAACAAUGGGAACCAUCAAAACCACAACCCCAGUCCAGUAUCAAGAGUUCAUGUGUCCCCUCACAAAGGCUCGUUCCGAUCCACUUCUUUAUCUAGUACUCCUUCUCCGAUCGCCAGUGGCCGAUCCUCCUCCAGUGCUAUAAUGAAAGGGCGAUGCACUCCUCAGGACCUAAUUGUAGAACACUCAGAUUCUUUUAAAUCGAGCCCUCUUAUCUCUCCGAGUUCUUCAUCAGGAGUUUUUCUCUCUCCAGCCUCCCCAAUAUCUUCAUGUAACUCCCCGGUGUUUGUUUUUAGGAAAAACAUGUCCCCCGUCAAGCAAGGGGAUGACUCAAAAUCUUACGCAAAAUCCAAUUCCCUUCUUCAGACCCUUUUGUUGACUGGAAAAUGCCCUGAAACUAAAUAUUCAAAUGUUCAAAAAGGAAUUGAACCUUUGGCAGUAGAUGUUCAAUUUCAAACUUCUAAUGAACAAACUCCUUUUGCUUUUAGAUCUCACUCUGUGCCUGCAUUGACUACUGAUAUUCAUGUUUCACCUUCUUCCAACACUCUUCCAUUUCCUGAUUCCAUGUUUAAGGAUAAAGAAACUCCCGCCUUUUUAGAAAUUAAACCAAAUGAUAUUGAUGUUCUGGAUACUGUUUUAAGAAGUAACAAAGAUAACUUGGUCAUAGAGAACUUGUCCGACAACGACACCCUAGAGAGUAGCAUUCACACGGUCGGAAAUGACGUCUCAAUGGAAUCAGUAUUUUCAAAUUUAUGUGAUUUCUUAAACGACAAAAGCCUUCCAGGUGCAAAUGACAACAUGAAAGCAUCAAGGAGUCAACCUACCACGCCUCUUGACUACAGUGAAUCUUCUAACAGCAGUAGGGAUCCAGUUGUCUCAGCAUUUGCCAUCUCAUCAGUAUCAAAAUCAUAUCCUUCCACUCCAAAUACCGGUUCUACGCAUUCGUUCAACGGAGUCACUGCAAAUCUAAACUCUUCAGUUAAGAAGAAUAUCAAUCCGAUGCUGGAUAAUUUGUCAAUGCCUGUUUCAUCAUUGUCAGAUGAUAUUGAUUUACAACUGAAUAAUUUUGCUGAUCUGUCAGCCUGUGAUGAUGCAUUCAACCAACUGGCCAAAGAAGUGACCAGUUCUAACUCGGACAAAGAAGUGUAGUGAGUUAGUUACUUUUGCCAUUUUAUCAUUUAAGGAAAAAAUUCUCGUUGUCACUGUGGUAAGACCAAAGACCAAGGAAUAACAUAGACCUGUAUUACCUACUCUAUACACACAGUAGUGAUGUGUCAAAACCAAAUCUCAAAUCCAUCAAAACUUGGGAAAAGUUUCGGUUUCGAGAUUCGAUCACCGAGUUUCGAGAUUCAAAAGUUUCGAAAUUGAAGAUUUUUGCAGUGUUUUUUGAAACUGCUGAAAUUAUUUUGUGUCUUUAUUAUUGUUUUUAACACUGUUCCUCACAAGCUCGUAGCAAUAGACAAACAUCACCAUCAACAGUAAUGAAACAAGUAAAUUGUAGGCUAAUCUGAACUUCAAAAGGCAUCUUAAAUACUAUAACUGGAAGGAUGUGCGAUUCAGUUUCAUAUCAAUAUUUAUUAAACCCAAAGAAAUAUUGACAACUAUAUGAUCUAAUUAAUCUAAUAUUCAUAUUUAUGUUGGUGUUAGGAGUUUUAUUUAUUUUCAUGUUGGUUGUUUAUAAAAAAAAUAUGUUUUACAGUAUUGGGUUUUAUUUAAGAUCAUCAGUCACAUAUUUAUGAUAUGUCAGGGUCAGGAGUCAAUUUCUUUUAGUUUUGAUUGCAUACUUAACAUUUUAUUAUUACCUGUAUUUUUUGUAACCUUGACCUUUGUAACCAGCUAAGUAAAAAAAGUUUUGCGUUUAGAUUUUGAGAUUCAAGAUUCAGGAUUCGAUUUUUAAAAGUUUCGGUUUCGGUUUUGAAAAAUUUCUGGUUUUGACCAUCACUAACACACAGCCACACAGUUAAUGACAGAAUACAUUAAAUUGUUAUCCUUGUGGUGAAUAAGUUAAUAAAAUUGUUUAGUUUGAUUCUUUAAAUAUUUUGAUAAAAUGUGAUAAAACUCCAUUAUGUGAUUAUAAGCUGUUGUUAUGUAACUGAAAAUUACUUUUAGUCUUUGUUGAUGCAGCAAGCGUAUGUGCAUUUUCAGCUUAGUAUUUGAAACUGAUUGACAAAUAAAAUUGUUAUUUUUUAUUAUUUGUGUUAUGAACUUGGAUUGGGAAACAAAACAGUUGCAUUUUCUACCAAUGUCAAAAACUUGCUGUGGACUAACAGUUUAAGUAUUACUUUUCAAGCAAAACAAAUAUAUGCUUGGUGAAAUAAAUUGGUCCCUGUUUUAAAUUCUUUAACUAUUGUAUCACAUCGUAAAGCAUUCAUUUGCUCUAAUGUAGCCGACUUAACAAUCUUUGUCAUCUGUUUGUACAGUUAAUGAGAAAAGUAGAAUGUAUUAACGUGAUUUGCGACAAGGUGAAAUGGUCCUACGAAAUUUUGAUAACCAACAUACAUAAGUCCGAUAUAACAAGUAUUUGUUAUUAUUACCAUGCAAUGUGCCAAAAUACUAGAUGAAUGAUUAUAAUUAACAUUUUAAUUGUACCAUUUGCAGUAUAUUGUCAAUUAUAGUUUCUUGUUUUUCCUAUCAAUUACCGUGGAUUCCUCACAAUUGGUAAAAAAAUGGCCACAAUCCACUCUAUCACUUCCUAACUCAAUAUUUUUCUCUUUAAACAAUCUAUGUUAUAUAAUCAGGGUCGAGCAGUAAAUUAACGUUUUCUGAAUUCCCUUGAAAAACAUUCAAUACAUUGUAUCAUCAAUUAAAUGUUGUUUCUUUUAUAAAAUAAUUAACUAACUAUCUUCAGUUGAGUUAGCUGUGUCCUCUCCAUCCUAUAUAAUACUUUGGUUUUUCUUUAAAAAAAACCUGUUUCUUCUAUAAGUAACUUAUUUCAUUCCUUUUUUGAUUCUUAUUUAACCAAGACCCACUGCAGUGAAUUUUCAAACUUGUUGGUGUUAGUUACAUAAAUAAAGUAAAUAUUCUGAACACUGAAAAAGUGGUCUGACUACUGGAAGUCGUAUCAUACCCUCGUUUGUUAUUAUUGUCUGAUAUCAUGGUGGAUUUAAGAGUAAGAGAAGACUUUGUUGAAAAACUGGGCCAAUUCCUACUAAUUAAUGUGUUUUGAACAAAAUUAAGGUUAAGAAUAAUCAUUAUACUGGAGUAGAAUACCUACGGGUGUUUAUACUUUAUAUCCUAUUCAAUAAUUUAAUUGAAGCAUCCAAAUCUUAAAACUCAUUGUGCUAUGGCAAUUAAAACUUUUAUACAUGUCAAAUACUAAUCUUUUGAUUGAGAUGUACUAUAAAAAUACUCUAAGUCGAUAGAAUGAUAGUUUGCUUUGGGUAUUUGGGUAAAACUAAAAUGUACUUGGACCAUUGCAUCUGUAAAUGAUUGUGACUAAAAUACAAACACAAAAUUUGGAGAGUGAUAUAAUUAUUUACAAUGUUGUAUGACGUUUUUGAAGAUGUGUUUUCUAAAUCAAGUUAAGACAUUCACUGUAGCUUUGCAAGAAAAGAUUUCCAUCAUCACUUUUUUUCUUUAAGAUCGUGUAGUUUAUAACAAUAGGCUAGAAUUUGUAUUACUGUAUAUAAGUUAAAAUUUAAUAAUUCUUUCAAACUGUUUCAAAUUCAAUCCAUUUGUUUCUUUAAAAUAUUCACCAAGUCUUAGCCACAAGUGGUCUUGACUUGCGUUGUUUGGAGUAGUGUUAAAGAGGCUGUAAUCGUUUUUAAAAGCAAUUGUUGUAGAAAUACAGUAAAAGAACACACUGUUGAAGAGGCCUCCAUACAGGGUAUCUUCUAUGAUUGGGACUCAUUGUUCUCGAUGUUCAAUUAGUGAUCGGUUCUUGCCUUCAUUCAAUAUUUUGUGUAAAAAAUCAAAUGGUCAUUCGAGUAGCUCUAAUAAGAAUAUAGAUGUAUACUAGUGUUCUGUAAUAUAUUUUUGGUGUAUAGUUGUUACAUAUAUAUGAUUGUUGUUUACUUAAUUUUGUUUAUGAGGCACAAGUAGAAUGUGUAUGACACAUCUGUUAUCUAAGACUGAAUGCUUUUAAUAUCUCUACUCACUGUGCCUCAAGCAAGAAAGGUCUUUUUUCAUUUUUUCUAAUACCAAAAUACAUUUAUGAAAUAUUGUUAUUUGUGGGUACAGUCACAUUGAAAGAAAUUUGUCCAUGCCAAUGCCCUUGGGUCUUGGCACCAAGUACAGUAAUGAGUUAAUGAGUAAUGGGUUCAUGAGUUGAAAUUGUUAUAAAAAUGUGUGUUGUCAAUGCCAAAGCUAUAUACAGCAUAUAGAAAUAAGGAAAAUUUACAGCUUUGUACUAUAAUAAAAUAUUUUCCUUACUUCUAUGUAGAAUCAAUUUUACUUCAAAUUAUUCCUUACAUUUUAAAAUCUUAAACAUAAGUUCGCAUGUCAGGUGUUUGUAUGCCCUUCUGUUUCCCACAUUCCAUGUUAUAAUCUGCAGUUUACAAUCAUAAUUAUUUAUAUCUUCAUGGUGAAGCACCUUAGGUAUAUUUCAAGCCAAGCGUGAGUGAGAGAUAGAUGAACGAUGGGUGUGAUGUCUGUUUAGAAGCCUGCAAAGUUCAAUGUUACGGAUAUAAAGUAUGAUAUCCAACCAAAUAGAAUCAAGUGAAUAUUAGGAGCAUUUACUUAAAACCUUGCAAAUGCCUUUAGUAUACUUUGUCCUCAAAGCAAAUGUCAAUGUCUGUAGUAUACUUUGUCCUAAAACUUAAUUAUUUCUAUCAUAGGGUUUACAGAACAUAUGAAAUACAUGGUGAUAACAACCUCCUCUCUUGAAUGCGAUGCAGAAGCUAGGAAGUUUCUUGAUACUUAACAUUUUUGUUUUGUGUUCAUUCAAGAGAACCUUCUCCAUGCUGAGAGAACUUUACGAUUAUUUAACAGAAGACGUCAGAGAGAACUAACAGUGAAGACUGCAUUCUCAAGAUGAAUGCCAAAUUGAUAUACAAAAUAAAAGAGGAAUUUCUGCAUUGGAGUGAUAUAAAUAAAACAUUAAUUUAUGUAACCUUUUAUUUUUUAUAGAUCGUACUAGUGUUACAAAUUUAGUUAGUAGUACCACUGCAAACGUGACUGUCCUGCAUUUAAUAAGGCUUUAGGAUAAAGUUAAAAAUCAACAUUGAAUUUCGUAACAAAAUAAGACUGUUGUUUUCGUAUAUAAAAAUUUUCCCAUUUAAUAUAGUGUUAUAAAAAAAUAAUAAUUAAAUAUAACAUUUUUACUAUUUGAAA
This is a messenger RNA of Macrosteles quadrilineatus (aster leafhopper), 7518 nucleotides long. RefSeq lists its product as uncharacterized. Gene Ontology annotation, molecular function: RNA polymerase II cis-regulatory region sequence-specific DNA binding; DNA-binding transcription factor activity, RNA polymerase II-specific. Lineage: Eukaryota; Metazoa; Arthropoda; Insecta; Hemiptera; Cicadellidae. Gene Ontology annotation, biological process: regulation of transcription by RNA polymerase II. The transcript is spliced from 8 exons. Bases 163 to 3396 code for a protein of 1077 amino acids. The record is from RefSeq and is a predicted model, not a curated record.